Molecule: messenger RNA, 2069 nt
Organism: Hippopotamus amphibius kiboko
Lineage: Eukaryota; Metazoa; Chordata; Mammalia; Artiodactyla; Hippopotamidae
Gene: GPAA1
Product: glycosylphosphatidylinositol anchor attachment 1
Exons: 12
Coding region: 128-1993 (621 amino acids)
Biological process (GO): attachment of GPI anchor to protein
Cellular component (GO): GPI-anchor transamidase complex; membrane
Source: RefSeq, a predicted model, not a curated record
GGCGCGAGGGCCGCCGGGACCGGAAGUGCGGGCGCGCGCGGAGCCCCGGGUCUGACGGCAGUGGCGCGCCGGGCCGGCGGCCGUAGCCGGCAGCGGGAGCGCGGCCCCGGAGCCGCCCGGCCCUACCAUGGGUCUCCUGUCGGACCCGGUGCGCCGGCGCGCGCUCGCCCGCCUCGUGCUGCGCCUCAACGCGCCGCUCUGCGUGCUGAGCUACGUGGCGGGCGUCGCCUGGUUCCUGGCGCUGGCUUUCCCACCGCUGACCCAGCGCACUUACAUGUCCGAGAACGCCAUGGGCUCCACCAUGGUGGAGGAGCAGUUUGCGGGCGGAGACCGUGCCCGGAGCUUUGCCCGGGACUUCGCUGCCCACCGCAGGAAGUCGGGGGCUCUGCCAGCGGCUUGGCUGGAGCGGACGAUGCGGUCCGUGGGGCUGGAGGUCUACACGCAGAGUUUCUCCCGGAAGCUGCCCUUUCCAGAUGAGAUCCACGAGCGCUAUAUGGUGUCGGGCGUCAACGUGUAUGGGAUCCUUCGGGCGCCGCGCGCUGCCAGCACUGAGUCCCUGGUGCUCACCGUGCCCUGUGGCCCUGACUCUACCAACAGCCAGGCUGUGGGGCUGAUGCUGGCACUUGCUGCCCACUUCCGGGGGCAGAUUUACUGGGCCAAAGACAUCAUCUUCCUGGUGACAGAACACGACCUCUUGGGCACUGAGGCUUGGCUUGAAGCCUACCACGACGUCAAUGUCACUGGUAUGCAGUCCUCCCCUCUGCAGGGCCGGGCUGGGGCCAUCCAGGCAGCCGUGGCCCUGGAGCUGAGCAGUGAUGUGGUCACUAGCCUCGACGUGGCCGUGGAGGGGCUCAACGGACAGCUGCCCAACCUGGAUCUGCUCAACCUCUUCCAGACAUUCUGCCAGAAAGGGGGGCUGCUGUGUACACUGCAGGGCAAGCUGCAGCCCCAGGACUGGACGUCAGUAGACGGGCCACUGCAGAGCGUGCAGACGCUGCUGCUCAUGGUUCUGCAGCAGGCUUCUGGCCGCCCCCGUGGCGCCCAUGGCCUCUUCCUGCGCUACCGUGUGGAGGCUCUGACCCUCCGUGGCAUCAAUAGUUUCCGCCACUAUAAGUAUGACCUGGUGGCAGUGGGCAAGGCUCUGGAGGGCAUGUUCCGUAAACUCAACCACCUCCUGGAGCGGCUGCACCAGUCCUUCUUCUUCUACCUGCUCCCCGCACUCUCCCGCUUCGUCUCCAUCGGCCUCUACAUGCCUGCCGCCGGCUUUUUGCUCCUGGUCCUUGGUCUCAAGGCUCUGGAACUGUGGAUGCAGCUGCACGAGGCCGGCGUGGGUCCUGAGGAGGCUGGGGUGGCCUCUGGGUCCAGUCCUCCCCUCCCCCCAACACAGGGCGUGGGGCUGGCCUCGCUUGUGGCACCCUUGCUGAUCUCCCAGGCUGUGGGCCUGGCGCUCUACGUCCUGCCCGUGCUGGGUCAACACGUGGCCGCCCAGUACUUCCCCGUGGCCGAGGCCGAGGCCGUGGUACUGACGCUGCUGGCCGUCUAUGCCGCCGGCCUGGCCCUUCCACACAGCACCCACCGGGUGGUGAGCACACAGGCGCCGGACAGGGGCUGGAUGGCGCUGAAGCUGGUCGCCCUCAUCUACCUGGCGCUGCAGCUGGCGUGCGUCACCCUCACCAACUUCUCCCUGGGCUUUCUGCUGGCUGCCACCAUGGUGCCUGCUGCGGCCCUCACCCAGCCCUCUGGGCCCUGGCCACUCUGCGCUGCUCUGUUGCUGCUGACAAGCCCAGCAUGUACCCUUCUGGGCAGCCUGUUCCUGUGGCGGGAGCUGCAGGAGGCACCGCUCUCACUGGCCGAGGGCUGGCAGCUCUUCCUGGCGGCGCUGGCCCAGGGCGUGCUGGAGCACCACACCUACGGCGCCCUGCUCUUUCCGCUGCUGGCUCUGGGCCUCUACCCCUGCUGGCUGCUCUUCUGGAACGUGCUCUUCUGGAAGUGACGAAGGCAGGUGGGAGGUCCCCACAUGUCCCAUAUUCCUUUCUUUCUGGGAAAUAAACAGUUUUGUUGCAGCCGCC